Molecule: messenger RNA, 2297 nt
Organism: Pelodiscus sinensis (Chinese soft-shelled turtle)
Lineage: Eukaryota; Metazoa; Chordata; Testudines; Trionychidae
Source: RefSeq, a predicted model, not a curated record
GUCACCCCAGGGGGCUGAGAAAUCACCUCCAUGAGUCGCUCCAGACUGGCCCUGCUUCUAGGAGACCAGGCAGAGAAACGGCUGUGAUGGAGCCCGCUCAGAUGCCGGUGACCUUCGAGGAGGUGGCUGUGUAUUUCACUGCGGGGCAGGGGGUGCUGCUGGACCCCGCUCAGAGAGCCCUCUACAGGGACGUCAUGCAGGAGAACUACGAGACUGUGGCCUCGCUAGGAUUCCCCGUUCCCAAACCUGAGUUGAUCACCCGGCUGGAGCGAGGGGAGGAGCCGUGGGUGCUGAAUCUCCAGGUUGCCCGGAAAAGGGAGAGUCCAAGGGGCACCCAGGCAGCAGGUGACACAACAGUGGAGGAGAAUCAGCAGCAGAAAGGUUCUGGGAAAGUGGACCCUCGGGAGAUGUUUUUGAGAGGAGCUGAAGGGAAUUUUUCCCAGUGCUUGGAACAGCAAAAUGCCGGGGGAGAUGGACACAGGUCAGAGAGGCAGCUGGCAAACUAUAGUAGGAGAAAUCUGGAUGGAUCAAUUCAGUGUGCCGGAGGAUGCCGGAAUCUCCAGGAAAGCGCAGUCCAGCAGACAAGUCAUAAGGAAGAGAAAUCCCUCAAAUGCCUGGACUGUGGGAAAAUAUUCCGUUUCAGUGCAAACCUUAUUACAAACUGGAUAACCCCCACAGGAGAGAAGACCUAUAAAUGUUUAAACUGUGGGACAAGCUUCAUACAAAAGUCACGACUUAUGGUGCACCAGAGAAUGCAUGCAGGAGAGAGACCCUUUAAAUGCCAUGAGUGUGGGAAAAGUUUUAUGGAAAGAAAAGCCUUUACUCAACAUGGGAGAAUCCACACAGCCGAGAGACCAUAUCAGUGUCUCGACUGUGGGAAAUGUUUUAUACAAAAUUCAGCCCUUACUAAACAUGAGCGAAUCCACACAGGAGAAAGACCCUAUAAAUGCCUUCAGUGCGGGAAAGAUUUCGUUCAGCACUCACACCUUAUAAACCACGAGAAGAUCCACACAGGCUACAAACCCUACCAGUGCCUUGACUGUGGGAAAAGUUUCUUUGACAGAACAUAUCUUACUCGUCAUCAGAGAACCCACACAGGAGAGAGACCUUAUAAAUGCCAUGAGUGUGGGAAAAGCUUUAGUGAGAGCUCCAGUCUUGCUAAACAUCAGCGAACCCAUGCAGGAGAAAGGCCCUAUGGAUGUCUUGAGUGUGGAAAAAAAUUCAGUCAGCGCUCACACCUUACAAAACAUGGGAAAAUCCACAUAGGGAAGAGGCCUUUUAAAUGCCUAGAGUGAAAGAAGCUUCAGUAAGAGAUCUGAGCUUUCCAUGCUGCAAAACAUCCGCAAGGGUGAGAGACACUAGGAAUAGUCUGUCUACGAAAAGAUUCAAUCUGACUUCACACAUCCGUGAUUCACACAACAAAGUGUCUAUAAGUUGUGUGUGGCCACACAUGCACAAGAGAUGCAAAAGCUGCCCAGCUGAUUAGCAGAGGGCCCAUGGCUACGUUUUUUGUUUCCACUUAUGGUGCACACACACAAAUGCCUUGGUGCACGUGACAAAUGCACCAUGUCGACAAAUGCACCAUGUCGACAAAUGCCUUGGUGCUCGUGAAGUUAGUCCGCACAUGGCUAGAAAAGAUUGGAAGGAACAUUGCAACAGAGAGACAUAGAAUCGAGGUGGGGAGUAUCAUUUAAUACUCCCAGAGUAUCAGGCAUCUGCAAAUCCACACAGGGAGGCGAUCUCUGUGAUGUUUUCAGUGUGGAAAAUGUUCCAAGGGAAGCUCACACCAUGUUGGACAUCAGAGACUCCUCCCUACAGCAGGGAAACUCUCUCAGGGCCGUGACUAGGGCGACAAGCCCACCCCUUCAUUCCCACCCCCAGCUGGGGCUUUUGGCUCCCGGGGUCCGUGGCUGAGGUGAGGAUUCAGCAGCAGCUGAACAGCAAACACCAGGCCGAGGAGAAGAAGCCUCCAUCAGCCCUUCUUCCCUGACUGCUGAGCUGAUGGGCCACCGGCCGGGGAGGGGAGAGAGAAACUCCUCCAGACUCUCCCUCUGCCUGGCUGAGGUUCCCCUGCAUCUCCCUUCUCAGCCAGGAUCCCCCUGCUGUGGAGAUGAGAGGCAGGGCUUCCCCACUAACAUGAGGCUGCUAACUCCUCUCCUCCCCGAAUUCCCCGGGGCUCUGGCGCAUCAAACAGCCACAGGGCAGGGAGCCCUGAGGUAAGAGUGAAGGGGCAUUGAGGGAGAGGGCAGCCCAGGGGAAGUGGCUGUAGACCAGUGGAAACCAAAAAACCUAACUGG